AAAAGGCAUCACAGAAAGAAAUCUCCAAAUAAUCUUCCACCGCUCCUCCUAAAACCUCCACAGUCGCCGGCACAUUUCAAAAGCUUCCGAUUGAAUGAUCACUAAAAACCCUAAUUGUCUCUGCAUUUUGCAUUAUUUACAGUGAUACUCCUUGGCAACUGCUUCUCCUCCACACUCAUCACUCUUUACUGGUCGAUUCACUGACCUUAACUGUAGCGACGGAGAGUUCCGGUUUUUGCGGGAUGACAUUUCCGGCGUGAGCAAGUGAUGAGAUCGAGGGUGGAAUCCGGUGGUCCCUGAUGGGCGUGGCCAAGGCGAGCGCGGCGGCGCUGUUACAGCACCAGAACGGCGGCGGUAGCAACAACAAGCUAGCGGCGCAGCAGAGGAAGCCGAUCUCCUGGACGGUUGUGUGCGGCUUCUUGCUCUUCUGCUUGGGCUUGAUUUCGCUCUUCACUGGUCACGUGGCGUCUGAUCUCGAGUGGUACUCUCAGCGGCUGGUGAAACGGAGUUUCUUCUCCAAAUUGGAGGGGAUCAGUCGCGUACCCAUUGAUAUAUGGAAGUCUGAAUAUUCGAGCUACUUCUACGGAUGUAGCCAAAGGGGCCGUAAUUUUGCUCCUGCUGUACCUCAGCGGUUGUCAAAUGGUUAUUUGCUUAUUGGAGCCAGUGGUGGAUUGAAUCAACAAAGAACGGGAAUAACAGAUGCUGUUGUUGUUGCUCGGAUUCUUAAUGCAACAUUAGUAGUUCCGGAGUUGGAUCAUCAUUCCUAUUGGAAGGAUGAUAGUGACUUUGUCAAUAUUUUUGAUGUUGACUGGUUCAUUUCUUACCUAGCAAAAGAUGUUACCAUUGUCAAAAGAGUUCCUGAUAAAUUCAUGCGAUCAAUGGAAAAACCUCCAUAUACUAUGCGUGUUCCAAGGAAAUCCGCCCCUGAAUAUUAUCUAGAUCAAGUUCUGCCAAUACUUUUGAGGAGACAUGUUGUACAACUGACUAAGUUUGAUUAUAGACUGGCAAAUGACAUUGAUGAAGAGCUUCAAAGGUUGCGUUGCCGUGUUAAUUACCAUGCUUUGAGGUUUACAAAACCCAUAGAAAAACUUGGACAGAAGCUUGUCAUGAGAAUGCGUCAGAUGGCAAACCGUUUUAUUGCAGUCCAUUUGAGAUUUGAACCUGACAUGCUAGCGUUUUCUGGAUGUUACUUUGGUGGGGGUGACAAGGAGAGACAUGAGCUUGGAGAGAUACGAAAACGAUGGGAAACAUUACCUGAUCUAAGUGCCGAUGAGGAAAGAAAACGAGGUAAAUGUCCACUUACCCCUCAUGAGGUAGGAUUGAUGCUGCGGGGACUUGGUUUUGCAAAUGACACAUAUCUCUAUGUUGCAUCUGGAGAAAUAUAUGGAGGAGAUGAUACUCUGCGGCCUCUGAGAGAACUCUUUCCAAACUUCUAUACAAAAGAGAUACUUGCUAAUGAAGAGCUGAAAUCUUUUCUUCCAUACUCUUCACGCCUUGCUGCCAUUGACUACAUUGUCUGUGAUGAGAGUGACGUUUUUGUCACAAAUAAUAAUGGGAACAUGGCCAAGAUUCUUGCAGGUCGAAGGAGGUACAUGGGCCACAAGAGGACCAUCAAGCCAAAUGCUAAGAAGCUCAGUGCUUUAUUCAUGGCAAGGGACAAGAUGGAUUGGGAUACUUUUUCCAGAAAAGUGAAAAUAAGCCAGAGAGGAUUCAUGGGAGAGCCAGAUGAGAUGAGACCAGGAAGGGGUGAGUUUCAUGAAUAUCCAUACUCUUGUAUCUGCCAGAAACCUAUCAGUGAUGUUCAAACAAGCAGAAGUGGAGAACAAUUAGGAGGGAAUCAUGUUUAGAAUCGAAGAUUGAGGAAGAAAAAUGUGGGAAAAAACCAGUAUCUUUAGGAGAGAAUGAUGAAGAGUAAAAUUUCCAGACUAACAGAUAAAUAAAGAGUGAGUAACCAAAAAUGUCCCUUGCCUGUUGGUAUUGAUCUAUAGUGAUGGUGGUGCCUUUUUGUCUCGGAUGCUUAUUUUCAUCAUGGCAGUAGAGAACUUUUGCAACCAUACCGUUAGAGAUGAAGCAUACCCAGAGAUGGCUUCUGCUCUCAUUUCAAUUGUUAAGGUUCCAGUGAUGGAUGGAUCUGUACAGUGGUGGACUUCAGUGAGCUGCAACUGUUCAUAGUAUUUUUGCUAGUUAUAAUAUAGGUAUCCAGAUCACGUGGUGACUUUGACAAUAUUUUAGUGUAUUCAAGUGUUUUUAAGUCAUUUAGCUAACUGUGUAAAUUAGCAAAAAUGUUUCAUAAGGAAAAAAGCAUUUCCUUGUGUACGUUAUCAAAAGAUGCUUGCAGGCCGGUUAAUUUUUCUAAGAUAGAUAUAAAAUGGGAAGUGUUUU
Messenger RNA from Rubroshorea leprosula, 2382 nucleotides. Lineage: Eukaryota; Viridiplantae; Streptophyta; Magnoliopsida; Malvales; Dipterocarpaceae. The record is from the annotation of a GenBank genome assembly.